Molecule: messenger RNA, 705 nt
Organism: Microthlaspi erraticum
Lineage: Eukaryota; Viridiplantae; Streptophyta; Magnoliopsida; Brassicales; Brassicaceae
Source: the annotation of a GenBank genome assembly
AUGGACACACUUUUUAUUGUAGCUAUUCUGGUUCUCGCUUUCUCUUCUUCCUCUAUCACACGAGGCCAGAGAAUCGUUCAGAUCCCACCACCACGUCCGCUAUGCGCCUCUCAAUACGCCCUCGCUAACUACGCCUGCUCACGCCUCCCUAUGAACUCUGUCCCACCUCCUUCCCCCAUUGCCCCUCCUCCUCCUCCCAUCGCUCCUCCUCCUCCUCCUCACCAUGAUGACCACGACCAUGACGAUGAUGACGACGACGACGAUGAUGAUGACAAUGACCACGACCACGACGAUGACCACGACCAUGAUGACGAUGAUCACGACCAUGACGACGAUGAUCACGACCGCAACCGCAACCGAAACCGCGACCACGAUCGUGAUCAUAAUGACCACGAUCGUGAUCACAAUGACCACGAUCGUGAUCACAAUGACCAUGAUCGUGACCAUGAGCAUAACCGCCACAACAACAGCGACAGCAAUCACAACCGCCGCCACCACCACCACCACCAUCAUCACCGACACAGAGAAGAGACGUAUGCGCAACAAGAGUGCUGCAAGUGGUUGAAGCAAAUGGACAAUGAGUGCGUGUGCGACCUUCUGGUUCGGCUUCCGCCAUUGCUAGCCAAACCUGCUCAUAACUAUACAGUGUUUGUGGAUGAGGCCUGCAUCGUCACUUACACUUGUGGAGGCAGGCUCAUUAGCUGA